Messenger RNA from Euleptes europaea (tarantolino), 1125 nucleotides. Its product is annotated as zinc finger protein 250-like. The transcript has a single exon. Gene Ontology annotation, molecular function: DNA-binding transcription factor activity, RNA polymerase II-specific; RNA polymerase II cis-regulatory region sequence-specific DNA binding. NCBI's taxonomy places the organism in Eukaryota, Metazoa, Chordata, Lepidosauria, Squamata, Sphaerodactylidae. Bases 1 to 1125 code for a protein of 374 amino acids. Gene Ontology annotation, biological process: regulation of transcription by RNA polymerase II. The record is from RefSeq and is a predicted model, not a curated record.
AUGCCCCCCAAGAAGAACAAAAUUCUUACUACAGUGAGCACCACAGUAAGCCAGAAUGCAAGUGGAGAGAGAAAGAAGAACAAGGUGAAGUCGGAGGUCCCACUCCGGAGCACUAUAGAGGAGGAGGUGGCAGUAAAGAAAAAAGAGAUGCCAUGCCCACGUCAGGCAGUGCCAGCCAAAGGGGUGCGUACCAACCUCUGCUCAGAGUGCGGGAAGAGUUUCCUACACAGCUCGGAUCUGGUGAACCACCAACGGAUUCACAGUGGAGACAAACCCUUUGUGUGUUCAGAGUGCGGCCACAGCUUCAGGCAGAGUUCGACCCUGAUCACUCACCAGCGCAUCCACACCGGUGAGGCCCCUUACGCCUGCGGCUUCUGCGGCAAGCGUUUCCGGGUCAGUUCCAACUUUGUGCGCCAUCGCCGCAUCCACACCGGGGAGAAACCUUACACUUGCCCCGUUUGCGCAAAAAGCUUCACUGACAAGUCGACACUGACCCAGCACCAGCGUACGCACACGGGAGAGAAACCGUACCGCUGCCUGGACUGUGGCAAGAGCUUCAGCCGCAUCUCCCAUCGCAAGCGCCACUUGCGCAACCCGCCCACCCAUGGCUGCUCUCGCUGCUCCCAUCGCCCGUUUCCAUCUUCACCAGAUGGAGGCCGUGACACACUCAAGACCACCAAGGAAGCAAAGCAACGGAGACUUGCUGUCCCUGCGGCUGAACCAGCCAUCGAGAUCCCCAACACAUGCACGGAAUGUUGGCAGAACUUCAGCCAAAACUCAGACCUGGUCAAGCACAUGCACAUCCACACGGGGGAAAAGCCCUUCCACUGCAGCAGCUGCAGCAAGCGCUUCAGUGUCAGCUCAAACCUGACCCGACACCAGCGCAUCCACACCGGGAAGAAGCUGUAUGCCUGUGAUGCCUGCGGCAAGUGUUUCACUGACAAGUCCACCCUGACGCAGCAUGAGCGCACGCACACAGGCGAGAAGCCCUAUAUCUGCCUCUACUGCAGCAAGAACUUCAGCCGCCGCUCUCACCACAAGAGGCAUGAGCGCACUCACACAUCUGAGGAUAACUCUCGGGCCUUUUUCCCACUCUGGCACUGUCUUCCAUCACAGACUUUCUAG